AUGGAUCCAAGGAGCGUGAACUUUGCGAAGAAGGAAAAGGCUCAACAAUGGCGGAAUUGGAGAGAGAGAGAGAGAGAGAGAGAGAGAGAGAGAGUGUGCUUAAGUGCAUUUAUUGUUCCUUCUUCUCAAAGCAGAGAUGAGAGAUGAAGUAAAAGAAAGGAUAUCAAUUCCGUUUUAACGACGUCAGUGACACGGUUUAAGCAACCUGAUUUUAGUUCCGGUUUGACGAAUUAAUAUUUUCAGUUUUUGUAUAGAUUAAAAAAAACUACAUUUAAAUAUUUUUUUUACUAAUUU
Messenger RNA from Brassica rapa (field mustard), 294 nucleotides. RefSeq lists its product as uncharacterized. The record is from RefSeq and is a predicted model, not a curated record. NCBI's taxonomy places the organism in Eukaryota, Viridiplantae, Streptophyta, Magnoliopsida, Brassicales, Brassicaceae.